Messenger RNA from Suricata suricatta (meerkat), 1784 nucleotides. It is a transcript of the gene IP6K2, whose product is annotated as inositol hexakisphosphate kinase 2. Bases 235 to 1512 code for a protein of 425 amino acids. Gene Ontology annotation, biological process: inositol phosphate biosynthetic process; phosphatidylinositol phosphate biosynthetic process. NCBI's taxonomy places the organism in Eukaryota, Metazoa, Chordata, Mammalia, Carnivora, Herpestidae. The record is from RefSeq and is a predicted model, not a curated record. Gene Ontology annotation, molecular function: inositol hexakisphosphate kinase activity. The transcript is spliced from 6 exons. Gene Ontology annotation, cellular component: cytoplasm; nucleus.
CGCUGGGAGCGAGGCGCGGUGGGCGGGGCUCGGCGCGGUCGCCGCCAUCUUGAUGGGAGCGAAACAAUAGGACGGAAGCACCGCUGGACGGGCUGAGGCCGCAGAGCGUCCUGGCCCGCGCAACUGAGGAGCCAAGGCCAGACAGACAGACGCACGGACAGACGACAGACGGAGGACGCGCUGGCCGCUGGACCCUGCCGCCUCCCCCUUCUUUCUGCUGCCUGCGCCUGGAGGAUGAGCCCAGCCUUCAGGGCCAUGGACGUGGAGCCCCGCACCAAGGGCGUCCUGCUGGAGCCCUUUGUCCACCAGGUUGGGGGGCACUCAUGCGUGCUCCGCUUCAAUGAGACGACCCUAUGCAAGCCUCUGGUUCCGAGAGAGCACCAGUUCUACGAGACUCUCCCAGCCGAGAUGCGCAAAUUCACUCCCCAGUACAAAGGUGUGGUAUCUGUACGCUUUGAAGAAGAUGAAGACAGGAAUUUAUGUCUAAUAGCAUAUCCAUUAAAAGGGGACCACGGAAUUGUGGACAGUCUAGACAAUUCAGACUGUGAACCAAAGAGUAAGCUCCUGAGGUGGGCAAACAAAAAACAUCAUGUCCUAGAAACAGAAAAGAGCCCCAAAGACUGGGUGAGACAGCACCGGAAAGAGGAGAAGAUGAAAAGCCAUAAGUUAGAAGAAGAAUUUGAGUGGCUAAAGAAAUCUGAAGUCUUAUACUACAGCGUAGAGAAAAAGGGGAAUGUCAGUUCCCAGCUUAAACACUAUAACCCCUGGAGCAUGAAGUGUCACCAGCAGCAGUUACAGAGAAUGAAGGAGAAUGCAAAACAUCGGAACCAAUACAAAUUCAUCUUAUUGGAAAACCUGACUUCCCGCUAUGAGGUGCCUUGUGUCCUGGACCUCAAGAUGGGUACCCGCCAGCAUGGUGACGAUGCUUCAGAGGAGAAGGCAGCCAACCAGAUCCGCAAGUGCCAGCAGAGCACAUCUGCUGUCAUUGGUGUCCGCGUGUGUGGCAUGCAGGUGUACCAGGCAGGGAGUGGGCAGCUUAUGUUCAUGAACAAGUACCAUGGACGAAAGCUGUCAGUGCAGGGCUUCAAAGAGGCACUUUUCCAGUUUUUCCACAACGGUCGGUAUCUGCGCCGUGAGCUCCUGGGCCCUGUGCUUAAGAAGCUGGCUGAGCUCAAAGCCAUUUUGGAGCGACAGGAGUCCUACCGCUUCUACUCAAGCUCCCUACUGGUCAUCUAUGAUGGCAAGGAAUGGCCUGAGGUGGCCCUGGACUCAGAUGCUGAGGACUUGGAGGACCUGUCAGAGGAAUCAGCUGAUGAGUCUGCUGGUGCCUACGCCUACAAGCCCAUUGGCACCAGCUCAGUGGACGUGCGCAUGAUCGACUUUGCACACACUACCUGCAGGCUGUAUGGCGAGGACAGCGUGGUACAUGAGGGCCAGGAUGCUGGCUAUAUCUUUGGGCUCCAGAGCCUGAUAGACAUUGUCACAGAGAUCAGCGAGGAAAGUGGGGAGUGAGUUUGCUGGCUGCACCAGCACCUGAGAGACCCUCUGUGUCCCAGGCACAGCUGUGCUGCGUCGGGAAGGAGGCCAGUACGGCCAGGCAUUGGCCCCUGCAGCCUGGAGCUGAUGUGCAGAGGCCUCUGUGAGUCCUAGCCUGAGCCAGCCCCAACCGCGUUCGGAGUCUUAUUUAUUUUAACUAUUUCUUCAACAUUCCACAUUUGAUGAUGCAGAUACCUCUUUCUUCCCUGAGUGUAAAUGUUCUAAUACAAAUCUUUUUGUUAAUUGUA